Molecule: messenger RNA, 2166 nt
Organism: Trichoderma asperellum CBS 433.97
Lineage: Eukaryota; Fungi; Ascomycota; Sordariomycetes; Hypocreales; Hypocreaceae
Biological process (GO): regulation of DNA-templated transcription
Molecular function (GO): zinc ion binding; DNA-binding transcription factor activity, RNA polymerase II-specific
Source: RefSeq, a predicted model, not a curated record
AUGGAGAUUCAGUUUACGCUGCCGAUAAACACCGCCAAGGGCGAGGGCGGCACUACAAGCACAUUUACAGGCCUCUCAACUCCAGCAUCCUCAUCAAGAGGUCGAGGCGGUGUCCAUCGCUUUGCUCUAGACACGAGAACGAGGCACACUCGACGCAGCUCCACCCGCGCACGCACAGGCUGCAACACUUGUAAGAAACGCCAUGUCAAAUGCGACGAGACCCGGCCAGCCUGCCUCAACUGCAUGAAAUGGCGCGGCUACUGCGAUUCCUACUCGGAUGCUUCCGACUCUUCUUCACAACUCCAGCCCCGCGCUUCAUCGUCCAAUACAAAGCUCAUCCACACUAAAAAGGCUCCUUUGCUCAUCAUUGAGCCAUCCGUCAACAGCAUCCGCUUCGCCAACAAUGACCAGCGAGACUACUUUGCCGAGUGGUCUAAUCUCUCCGUCACCUACCUCGGCGGCUUUUUGGACCAGACUCGCCUCUGGACGGCCACAAUGCCUCAGGUCACACUGGAAGACAACACUCUACGAUACGGCGCCAUGGCUGUGGGGGCGCUCCGAAAGGCAUAUCAGGUCCAAGGCUCAGAGAUGGGGCUUGAGCUUAACAAUCGGCACUAUAUGAAUGCCAUUGUCUAUUAUUGCGAGGCCCUCCGCAUGCAGUCUGAAAUGAAGCCCACGAGAGAGGGUCUGAGGACAGCAUUGCUUUCUUCCCUGUUAUUUGUGUGCUUUGAGUCUCAGCGAGGCAAUGUACCUGCCGCUCUCAAGCAUGUAACUCACGGCUUUACCAUGCUCAACGAGCUCGCCAACUGCACUGAUAGAGCACCCGAUCUUGUUAGCAUUGCUCCCGCGCCGCCGGCCCUUGUACAAGACAUCUUGGACUGCUAUAAACCCCUAGAGCUGCAGUCAAGGUCCUUUAUGGGGUCGUAUAGAAAAUACUUUGUCUUGCCACAACCUCCUUCUGGGCAAACUGGCCAGCAGCCUUCAUCACCUUCACCAUCAUCAUCCUCUUCGGCACAUGCUUCUCCUUCACCACUGCUGCUGUCGUCACAAAACCUGCCACAGCAACAAACAAGCAGCAGAGACUCUUCCCUUCAACCAACAGCUCGGAGCUCCUCAAGCCAGCCUGAGACGCCUCUUGGAUCCUCUCAUCAAAGCCCUCAGCCAACGGGUCUUCCAAGUCCGCAGAGCCAGGGCAAUCCAUCCUCUCCUCAAGCUCCCCCCUUUAGACGACCGCCUGGAAUAAUUCCAUUUACCAAAAAUUCUCCGUACUUUCGACCCAAGCUAACCAACAUUGUCUCCAUAGACGACAUGCCGCGUGCGUUCAAGUCGUGGGAUGAAAUGCGUGACUACUGGGGUCUGGUCCAGCGCCAGAUGGUGCGCCAUGUGCCAAUGCUGAACAAGCUAACUUCUGAGCUUGCUCUCCACAGAACAGUCGACGUGGCCGAAAUAGAGAGGAAGUUUGGGAGCCUCAGAUCAAACCCGACGCUGGUCAAGUUCAUCGCAGAGACUCGGUACUGGCUGCAGCGCUGGACCGAAACAUACGAGCCCAUGCACCAAGCCAUCAUGCAAAACGCCAAAACCAACCGUUCUCUCUAUCUACAAGCCCUGAGUAUUCGUAUCGAGUAUCUGAUCCUCUACAUCUACACGGCUGUGCCGCGCUACUCGAGCCUCAUUACUGUCAGAGGCCUCACUCCCCAAUAUCGCGAGAUCAAUGCUCUCGCCGAAGAGCUGCUGCAGUCCCGACCCAACUGUGGCUUUGCCAUGGAUGCCGGAUACACCUGGCCUUUGUUUGUCGUCUCCUUUGGCUGCCGAAACCGGCAAGUCAGAGAAGAUGCAAUCCGAAUCCUGGGCCAAUAUCCCAUCCGCAACGCCCUUCGCGAUAGUCGAGUCUUCAGAGCCAUUGCCAUCAAGAACAACGAAACAGAAAUCGUCAACGAGAUUGAGGGCGACGAGAAUGAGCAGUGGAUGCGCCUCAGACGCCGCGAGCUCAUCUUUGAAGACUUUGGCUCCAGCAUCAUCUUUCGGUUCGUGCAAAAGGACCCCGUCACAGGGAAUUGGGAUCUGGUGGAGGAAGUGGCCGACUAUGGCGUCGGAUCCAAUGGUCGACUGGCAUGGCGGAGGCAGCCAAUUUCCGAAACAGAGUCGAUUCUCUCUGGCGUAUGUUGA